Messenger RNA from Vollenhovia emeryi, 1922 nucleotides. Its product is annotated as ubiquitin-conjugating enzyme E2 R2. The record is from RefSeq and is a predicted model, not a curated record. NCBI's taxonomy places the organism in Eukaryota, Metazoa, Arthropoda, Insecta, Hymenoptera, Formicidae. The coding region runs from base 1116 to 1832 and encodes 238 amino acids. Gene Ontology annotation, molecular function: ubiquitin conjugating enzyme activity. Gene Ontology annotation, biological process: protein polyubiquitination; ubiquitin-dependent protein catabolic process. The transcript is spliced from 5 exons.
GGAAGGUUCCCGAAGCGGCCGCGCGUAACGAAAACGCGCCGCCGUCUGGCCGACGAAGCUCGAUUCCGCCAUUUUAAGUUGCCUUCUUUUCCCCGCGUCGCCUCGGAUUCAAUAAAAUUAAUACAGCCCGCUAGCUUCCGCGCGAGCGGGUCGCCGCCGCGCAGUCACGCCGCGGAAUUCUGAGAAGGGAUGAGAGAAUAACGGGGCAGGUCGAGGCGAACGUCUUUCGCGUCUCGGUCUGUGGGACGUUCUCGUUCUCGACGGGAAGAGCGUAGCGCGCUUCUCGCCCCCGAUGUUCCCGACCCACGGACACCUUCCGUCCCUCGGUUGAGUCCCGCUCGGGCUCGAUUCCGCGAGUAACCGGCCGUGCGCGUCGCGCUCUCGCCCGCCGUCGAGUCUCGGCGCGCGCUCCCUCGCGGAAGGUGCUUUUUAAAUCGAGUGGCUCCCCGGACCCGUGAGAGGCCGCGGGGCGGGCGGAUCGCGCGUGCGCGACGUCGGAUCGCUGACGCAAAGCGGUACGUCAGCUGUUUUGUUAGACUCCUCGCGGCGGAUAGACGUGCGUGUGCGUCCAUCGUCGUGUCGUGUCGUCGUCGUUGUCGCCGUUGCCGCCAUCGUCACCGUCGCCGUCGCCGUCGCCGGGAAUGGUGUUUCAUCGUUGACUUGGAGGGGCAUCUCUCUCUCGCUCUCUCUCUCUCUCGCGCGCAACUUUCGUCGUCGCACGGCAACGGGCUCUCGCGCACCUUUGUUCGCCGUACGCGCGCGUGAGAAGGACUGCGUGCGCGUUUCCGGGCGAUUCUGCGUGCGGCGGAGGAGUCGUGCGGACGCGCUCGCUCGCUCGCUCGCGCGCGGGCGUGUGUGUGUGUGUGCGUGCGCGCGUGUGUGUGUGUGCGCGCGUGUCGUCGCCGUCGUCGUGCUCGUCACCCGGAUCCUCGUUCGACGCUCGGGAGCGACCCCGAUUGAUCCCGCGGGACCUCCGUCCCGUACCGCCCGCGACCGCUCGACGCGACAGAAUCGGGACGUUCUCGCCCGCUCUCGCAGUGCUGGACACACAGUGACACACAGAAAGAGAGAGAGAGAGAGAGCGAGAACAAGAGAGAGAAGCGUAGAGCGGAGACAUGGCACAGCCGACGAGCAGCGCGCUACGGGCGCUCGCCCUGGAGUACAAGAGCCUGCAGGAGGAGCCCGUCGAGGGCUUUCGCGUCAAGCUGGUCAACGAGGACAACAUGUUCGAGUGGGAAGUCGCGAUCUUCGGCCCGCCCGACACUCUCUACCAGGGCGGGUAUUUCAAGGCACACAUGAAGUUCCCGCCGGAUUACCCGUACAGUCCACCGAGCAUUCGCUUCAUGACAAAAGUUUGGCACCCGAAUGUAUAUGAGAACGGCGAUCUCUGCAUAUCAAUCCUACAUCCACCUGUAGACGAUCCACAGAGCGGCGAGUUGCCCUGUGAGAGGUGGAAUCCGACGCAAAAUGUCAGGACUAUCCUGCUAUCGGUGAUCUCGCUGCUGAAUGAGCCCAACACGUACAGUCCAGCCAACGUUGACGCAUCCGUGAUGUAUAGACGCUGGCGCGAUUCCAAAGGAAGAGACAAAGAAUAUGAAAAUAUCAUAAGGAAACAAGCUCAAGCUGCCAAGAUGGAAGCCGAGAAGGAAGGUAUCGUCGUGCCUGUAACUCUGGAGGAUUAUUGCAUAAAGACUCGAGCGAGGCCGGCCGAACAGCAACUAGAUAUGACGGACUUCUACGAUGAUGAGUACGAGCUGGAUGACGACGAGGAUGAGCAGUUGAGCGCGACCGAUUACGAAGACGGCGACGAUAGUGGCAAUGGGGAAUCGUGAUCCAUUUCUUAAACGAUAAUAACAAAAGCCCGCUAAUUAUUAUAUAUCAGUUCUGUAUAGAUUAAUAAAUUAACGAGCUUUUAAACCGGA